GGUACAAGAAUUGGUAGACCAUGUUUAUUGUUCAAGCUACCCCAACAGGUCUACAGUGCUUUGGCCUCCCUAGAGUACUGGCUUAUGGAACCCCUGGCCUAUAUCCAAUGGUAUACUCCACUUAAACCUGCACUGGAGAAAGGCCACCUUAUGUAUUAG
Suillus clintonianus is the source of this 159-nucleotide messenger RNA. RefSeq lists its product as uncharacterized. The annotation marks the transcript as partial. Lineage: Eukaryota; Fungi; Basidiomycota; Agaricomycetes; Boletales; Suillaceae. The transcript has a single exon. The record is from RefSeq and is a predicted model, not a curated record.